This is a messenger RNA of Dunckerocampus dactyliophorus (ringed pipefish), 6957 nucleotides long. It is a transcript of the gene ppp3ca, whose product is annotated as protein phosphatase 3, catalytic subunit, alpha isozyme. Gene Ontology annotation, cellular component: cytoplasm; calcineurin complex; cytosol. Gene Ontology annotation, molecular function: calmodulin binding; calmodulin-dependent protein phosphatase activity. The transcript is spliced from 14 exons. NCBI's taxonomy places the organism in Eukaryota, Metazoa, Chordata, Actinopteri, Syngnathiformes, Syngnathidae. The record is from RefSeq and is a predicted model, not a curated record. The coding region runs from base 325 to 1893 and encodes 522 amino acids. Gene Ontology annotation, biological process: calcineurin-NFAT signaling cascade.
AUCUCCCUCCCUCUCUCCUGUAUCCUCCCCCACAGCAGCAGCAGCAGCAGCUUAGCCCCGCAUCCAGCUUCCUCCAGCAUCCAGCAACCAUCAUCCAUCCGUGCCUGGGAAGCAGCAUCAGGUCCUGCCCGGGCGCAGCACCGACCCACGGCGGAGGAGGAAGAAGAAGAAGAAGAGGAGGGGAGGGGACGCAUCCUCACCAUCCGAGUGAUGCCACAGCACCAACUCCAUUUGGAGCAGCAGCCCUGAGAGUUGAUCUGUUUGAGCGGGUUCUGGUUCAGGAGAGGACGUUUUUCCAGCCUCGAAGACAGCAGCAACCUGCCCAUGAAGAUGUCCAACGCUGACAUCGUCCUAAACGCCGCCGAUCGGGUGGUCAAAUCUGUCCCCUUCCCCCUAAGCCACCGUCUUACCAUGAAGGAAGUGUUCGACUGUGAAGGGAAGCCUCGAGUGGAUCUCCUGAAGGCCCACCUCACCAAGGAGGGCCGUGUGGAGGAAGCUGUGGCGUUGAGAAUCAUCAAUGAAGGAGCGGCAAUCCUGCGCCAGGAGAAAACUAUACUGGACAUUGAGGCGCCAGUCACAGUUUGCGGGGACAUCCACGGGCAGUUUUUUGACCUGAUGAAGCUUUUCGAAGUGGGAGGAUCACCAGCCACAACACGCUACCUGUUCCUGGGGGACUAUGUCGACCGUGGCUACUUCAGUAUUGAGUGUGUUUUAUAUCUUUGGUCACUGAAAAUCCUCUAUCCAAAGACACUAUUUUUACUGCGUGGAAAUCAUGAAUGUAGACAUUUGACAGAAUAUUUCACCUUCAAACAAGAAUGUAAAAUCAAGUAUUCAGAGCAGGUGUACGACUCGUGUAUGGAUGCGUUUGACUGCCUUCCUCUGGCUGCGCUCAUGAACCAACAGUUUCUGUGUGUCCAUGGCGGACUCUCACCUGAAAUACACACCCUAGACGAUAUUAAAAAGUUGGAUCGGUUUAAGGAGCCGCCGGCUUUUGGGCCCAUGUGCGACCUGCUUUGGUCGGAUCCUCUGGAGGACUUUGGUAAUGAGAAAACCCAGGAAUACUUCAGCCACAACACAGUGCGAGGGUGCUCCUACUUUUACAGUUAUCCAGCUGUGUGUGAGUUCCUACAGAGCAAUAACCUAUUAUCAAUAAUCCGAGCACAUGAGGCACAAGAUGCAGGUUACCGGAUGUAUCGUAAAAGUCAGACCACGGGAUUCCCAUCCCUCAUCACCAUCUUCUCUGCGCCAAACUACUUGGAUGUUUACAACAACAAAGCUGCCGUGCUCAAAUAUGAAAACAAUGUCAUGAACAUCCGACAGUUCAACUGCUCGCCUCAUCCUUAUUGGCUGCCCAACUUUAUGGACGUCUUCACCUGGUCACUGCCCUUUGUUGGAGAGAAAGUCACAGAGAUGCUGGUGAAUGUGUUGAGUAUAUGCUCCGACGACGAGCUAAUGAACGAUGAGGAUGAGAUAUUCGACGCCAAUGCAGCUGCAGCACGCAAGGAAGUGAUCCGAAACAAGAUCCGUGCUAUUGGGAAAAUGGCCAAAAUGUUCUCGGUUCUCAGAGAGGAGAGUGAAAAUGUGUUGACGCUCAAGGGCCUAACGCCCACUGGCAUGCUGCCAAGCGGGGUUCUCUCUGGGGGCAAACAGACGCUGCAGAGUGCCACCAUUGAGGCCAUUGAAGCCAUCGAGACGCAUGAUGAGGACAGAGAAGCCAUCCGUGGCUUCUCCCCCCAGCACAAGAUCACCAGUUUCGAGGAAGCCAAGGGCCUGGACCGCAUCAACGAGCGCAUGCCCCCUCGGAAGGAUGGCGUCAACCACGUGGGUCACUCCAUGGGAAAGAUGAAUAUGUCCGAGGCAAACGGCACGGAUGACAACAGCAACAUCCAGUGAGCCUCGGUUGGUGGUGGUUGUGGUGGAGGUAGGGGGGCAGCAGCGACCUUUGCAGGUGUUGCCCGUGCAGUGAGACAUUGCCAAAUCGGAAAUUCAGGCCUCAGAACAUAGAAACACAAACAGGCCCACAGCAGAUAGGCAGACAGACGGUGAAAUCUGCAGCUAAUGUAAAACGAGCUAAACGGUCAUUUGUUUGGUGACAGUAUGUCAUUGCACAGUUAGAGGAGAGUUGUUGUUUCCUUCCUCUGCUCUAUUACAGACUCAGUCGGACGAUGACGGAAGACAUGAUUGCAGUAUCUAUGCCAUGCUGAUUAUUUUACUCUUUUAUAAAAGUGUUUAUAACGAGUCACUCACAAAGUCACCGCUUGAGGAUAUUAAUCUUGCUUUGAGAGUAUUAAAACAAACUCACAACACCUUUGGGGCGAAAAGAAAGCAAAAAAUGUGUGACUAAUGUGGCAGCAUAGUGCAAGGAUCAUAUUUGGUUUCUUUAAACUGGAUUUCUCACUAUGAGGCAGUAGAACCAUGUGAAUUCACCCAGCGUAUCAGCGAAGAACAGGAAUGAUUAACAAUCACGGACACUUUAUAAAUACUAUAUGCAGUGUGGGUUUAGCGCUUUAUUUAGCACAGAACCCAAUUUGGUUGCUUCCGAAUGGAUCCCCUCUAUGAGACGGAGGACCCAUGUCAAUUCACCCAGCUAAUCAACAGAGAAAAAAAAUUACACAUAAUGAUGGGCUUAGCGCUUUAUCUGGCAAGGAAACAAAAUUGAUUACUUCCGAAUGGAUCCCCUCGCGAUGAGACCGUAGAACCAUGUGAAUUCUCUCAGCCAAUCAGUUAAAAAAAAAAACUCUACAUAAAUAAUGUCUAAACUUGCAGCGCUUUAUCCGGCAAGGAACCAAAUUUGGUUACUUGAAAAUGGACCCACUCUCUAUGAAGAAAUAGAACCAUGUGGAUUCUUCCAGUCAAUCAGUACAAAAACUCAUUCUAAUACUAUACAUAAAUAAUAACUAGGGAUGCUCCGAUCAGGUUUUUAUGCUACCGAUACCGAUCAUCCACAGGUGAAAUCGGGCGAUACCGAUACCGAUCACGUAGAUUAGGUGUACAUUUUAAAAUAAAACACAUUAAAAACAUUUAUUUUCCUAGCUUAUUUUAAACCGAACAAAGCGAAUAUGUUUGUUUUACCAGAACAUUAACAAAAUGCUGGUAUCCACAACUCACAUUUUGUAUUUCAGAAUGCAUUUCAUUCUUGUGUUCUCACGUUAUUAACUGAAAACCUGAAUAAAAAGCAGGCUUGCAGGGGCCUCGUGGUUGUGGGGGGCUCCCUGGUGCCCGUGGGCAUGACGUUGGUGGCCACUGGGCUAUAUACAAAAUCACUGGUGAACUUUGGAUGCAAGAGCAUCCAGCAGGACCCCAGGAAGUCGGCAAACCCGGUUUCCUCCACUGCCGCCGAUGUCCGGCCAUCCAGCCUGACAAAUCCAAACACUGUUCGGGCUAUCACGGGCACUGCCGGCCACCGACGAUCACAUCGCAAGCCACGAAAACUCACCACACCCUGCGAAGUGCCCGCCCCCCCCAAAUGCCGCACCAAACUAAAGCUUUUUAAGGCGUGUUUUGCAGGGUACAAAACCUAUAUAUCAGUCUCAUAACGACAGGAUGUCCCACACAGCAGACAUGCUUGUUUUGGCUUUGUGAAGGGAAAGUGGGUGGGAGAUGGUCGCUAUAGGCUGGCUGCAGCAGUGGGGGCGGAGCUGAACGGCGAAGGGAAUCGGCAUUUAAAAGAAAGUAUUAGCAUAUGCCGAUACCGUGCUUUUUCACGGAAAUCGUCCGGUACUGAUCGGUGGCCGAUUUAUCGGAGCACCCCUAAUAAUAACCCACAGUUGUGGCGCUUUAUCUGGCCCGGAACCAUAUUUGGUUAUUUCAGAAUGGAGGCACUCUCUAUGAGACUCUAGAACUGAGUGAAUUCACCCAGCUAAUCAACAACGAAAAAGGAUGACAUAGAAAUAGAAACUGUGUAAGAGUUAGCGCUUUAUAUGGCAAGGAACCAAUCGUGGUUGCUUCAGAAUGGACCUCCCUUUACAGGAGAACCAUGUCAAUUCACGCAGCCAAACAUUACACAACAAAACCGUAUAAAUAAUGUCUGAAGUCUGGUUGCACAUCUGGCAAGGAACCAAAUUUGGUAACUUCAAAAUGAACCUGUAAGUCAAUAUAUUUGAUCUUACUGAUAUUUUCUUUAAAGAUGAUCUCCAAUAAAUCACUGCAGUGUGAGAUUAAACCUCCACAUGACUCGCCGCCAGUCAUCUCCUAGCAUUUCGGAGGAGUUGAGGGCAGAAAAGAGGGGAGUUGGGAGACUUAAUCUUCUCAACAUCUACAGUAUCUUCAUAUGUGAAUGUUAAAAGGUUUCCAUUUUUAUAUCAAGGCUCUCCUCCAAGCUACGUUAUUACUUGUGAUCACGUUGGCAAAGCAUGACUUUUACCUCGCACAUCCUCACUUUCUGGGAAAAUAAAAAUAAUUUGAGCUUUCUCCUCCUUUUGAUGAAGACGCUUCAGCAAUCACGUCUGUGUUGCUAUAGGACCGGAUCACAGAGGCGGAGACAAGAGGAGAUUUGGGAAUUUUUGUAAUAAUAAUAAUAUAUCCUGCUUGUCCAGCACUGCCUGGUUUCUUACCUGCUUGUCUCUGAAGGGGAAGAAGAGAUGUGUGCUGUCACUCAGGUGUGCAUUAGCGCCCCUUUUGUUUGUGUUUUUGCACAUUUCACAGAGAUUACAUGUGUAACAUCUACACAAAGAACUUGAGAAUUACACAAAUAGGCAGCAACCCGAACAUUUAUUUUAAUUAUUUGAGAACCUGUUUAUUCAACGGAAAAUCUCACCAUGGAGCGUGACUGAGCUGAGCGUCCACACUGUGAUCCAAAUAAUUCAAUCCAAUUGUAAAGAUUUUCUUACAUACUGAAAUGUAACAAAAAGCAUCAGUCUGCUUGUUUUGACGUUGAAUUUGUAAGAACCCUAACUUUAAAGGAACCCCACAAUGAUCAGACUUGUAUGAUAGAAGACAGCAUCAGUUUUCUAAAUGUCAUAUUCAAAUCCAGGUUUGUAUUUUAUUUGUAAUAUUUAGAGAAGGAAAUAUGAUAACGCUGGGGGCCGUGUGGUUAGCAUGUUUGCUGCAAAGUCAGACCUGGGUUCUCCGCUUGGGAGAAUCUCCGCUUGGGCAUCCCUGUGUGGAGUUUGCAUGUUCUCCCCGUGCGUGCGUGUGUUUUCAUUGGAUACUCCGGUUUUCUCCCGCAUUCCAAAAUCAUGCAUGUUAGGUUAAUUGGCGACUCUAAAUUGUCCAUAGGUAUGAAUGUGAGUGUGAAUGGUUGUUUGUCUAUAUGUGCCCUGAGAUUGGCUGGCAAUCGGUCCAGGGUGUACCCCGCCUCUCAGCCGAAGUCAGUUGGGAUAGGCUCCAGCAUACCCCCGCUACCCUAAUGAGGAUAAGCCGCAUAGAAAAUGGAUGGAUGAUGACGCUGGAGGCCACUGUUAAAAGAAAAUGGCGAGAACACAGCCUCAUUCUUUGGAAGUUGUUCCCUCUCCUUUUAAUUAAUGGAAAUUGUAACGUUUUUUGUUUUUUUUUCCAGAGAUCCUUAAACGGACUGUGUGCAACGGAAAUUCUAUUUUUUUCCAAACAAAAAAAACAUGCCAACACCAAACAUAUGUUACUACUCUGUUUAAAAGAGCAGAUUGUACAAAAGUCUAUAAUUUUCACAAUUAAGAGUUAAACUGCAUAAAAAAUACUGGCAAUUUUCAUUUGGCCCGAAUAAAAUAACUGGUGUUCAUGGCUGUCACUCACAGCUGCUGAUAUUUACGUACAUGUCCGUGGCAGUCAUGUCGUUAUUAUGACAGGCUUUACAUUCAAUUACAGCUAACGUGAGGAGCUAAACUUUGUCAAAUCGCUAACAUUAGCUGACAAUAAACUAAACUAGUGUGUGUCAUGUCUCACGUACUCAAAACAGGAAGAGGCAGGAUAUAAUGCCAGCGGUACAUUCGAACGUUUGGCGCCCUGUAGGCAGCUGGAGGAACCCGCUGCACACAAUCCCCAACAACUUGCACAAUUCAAUGUGUCCAAAAAGGAGUAGGAAGAAGUGGAGUUUCUUCUCUGUGUUUCAGCCAUUACUGAUUGACAUUGUAGCGAUUCGGGGCUAUUUCUUCAAAUUCAUUUUGUUUUAAAAACUACAGUAAAAUCUAUGUAAUGAUUUUAAUAUCACAUUUAUAAGUGAGCUGGUCUUCUAUCAUAAGGCAAACUUGUCUGAACAUUGAGGAUCCCCUUCAAGAAACACAAAGUUCUGGAUUUUUCCUUUCAUUUUUUUAAAAAUUUGUACUCAUCUUUCUAUAUAACGAUAAAGGUACAGUAUGUGAUUUAAAGACGGAUGAAACAGUGAUUUUUAAACACAGCAUCUAUGGUAUGGAACGCAUCAAUGCAUGCAGUUAAGUUCCUAAUUGUAAUGUGAGAUUAUAAUUGUGAUACUGUAGUUGUGUUUCAAAUAGUAAACUUGAAUUCUUUUACGAUUACAUUCAAUUUGUUGGUUCAUUUGUCUUGUUUUAUAACAUUUUAUAUAUAGGCUUCCUUUUUUGGUUUGUGUCCAUAUUCAUUUAUGAUUUAUUACCACUGCUUUUAAUUUUAUAUUGGUUUACUGUGUGCAGGGAUGCCCUUCAAAGUGUUUAUUUUUCUGUUGUACUGAUGUACAGAUGUUUAAUAGCGUGAAUGAAUAUAAUCUCAAUGAAAGCUACUUUCAGGCUGCCAAAGCAUGAUAGCAUGGUUUUCAGAUGUAAAUGAAUUGGACACCAAAAGAAUCAUGUGUCACACUUGCGUUUAAACAAAGAAACAUUGUACUGGUUCUAUUUACUGCUGAUAUUACUAUUAUUGUUACAAUUUAGGCUUUAUGGUUAUUUUCCUUUCCUCUUGUUCUGGUUCUUGUAUGGUCUACAUGCAUAUUUUGACAAACACAUAUAAUGGAUUUUAUCUUGCAACAUGUUUUUUAAUAUCUCUACAAAUAUUAUGUUGUUUGUUUGGGUUUUUUUUUUUUUUUUUUUUGCAUUU